AUGGUCUGCACCUGCCGUACGCACUUCUGCUUCAUCUGCGGUAAGAGAGCCCACCACGACAGUGACCACUGGCGCGCAGGUUUUCGCCCACGCUGGAAUCAACCGGGCACUAGGAGGGCUCACCACGACGCCGCCGAGGACCCACUGGUAAUCGACCCGGACGUCCUUGCAGCAGCAGCAGUAGCGAGGGCAGAAGCUGAGAUCGCCGAAUCUGAGGUCCUGCGACAAGCCAAGUUGGACCAAGCCAUCUGCAUCGAGCUCCAAGGAGAGAUCUGGGCACGCUCGGCCCGCGCCCAAGAAGCUCAUAUGGAAGGUGUUAUCUGGAAUCAGCGCUGGUACGAAGCGGCGUUAGGGGCAGUGACAGCUGCCUUGAAGGGCCUCGAGCUCCAUGCCCAUCUUGACUCCCUGACCUCGCCGCUCAAGCUAGCUGAGCUCCACAGGAGAGAUGUCCUAGACAUGCUUUACAAAGAUCGAUCUUUCCGCAUGGAGUACGAGUCCGUCAUGCUGGAUUUUCUGGAUGAUCAUCCUGCUGAGGCCGAUCUUCUUGCUCCCAUGAGAGGGCUGUUCGAGAGAGUGUCAAAGCUUGCAUCGGAUGUUCACGAGAUGUGUGACAAGUGGUUAAAGGAGCACCCAGACGAUAGAAUUCCCUUCAGAGGUGAUCGUCGGCAUGCCGGUCAACCGAGGGAAGAGUAG
Messenger RNA from Recurvomyces mirabilis, 693 nucleotides. RefSeq lists its product as uncharacterized. Bases 1 to 693 code for a protein of 230 amino acids. The transcript has a single exon. The record is from RefSeq and is a predicted model, not a curated record. NCBI's taxonomy places the organism in Eukaryota, Fungi, Ascomycota, Dothideomycetes, Mycosphaerellales, Teratosphaeriaceae.